AUGGAGAAACUAGAUGAGCUGGAGCACCCUCUUCUGGGAGAAAACCCCAACGACAGCCGGGCAGCAGGGCCCGGGCUCGGGGCUGGGGCUGGACAGGCCCCCCCGGGUGAGGUCUUCAAAGGCUUCUUGGUGAAGUGUGAAGAGGACAGAGCGUACCCCCCUUUGGCGUGGAGGAGCUAUUGUGGACAUCCCCCCGAGCUUCAGCAGCAGCUACUGGAUCCCUGCUCCUUACCUCGCACACUGGAGUCCUAUUACCCGUCAGCCCCAAUCUGGGGCCACACAGACUCCCUGCUCAGUAAGGACUACCUCGAGACCACCUUUGUUGACAUCCGGCCCGGUUCCACGCUGGAGAGGAAGCUCCUGGCUGAGACGCAGGACUACAACAGUCUGACGUACAGCAUGGAUGAUGAGGACGACCUGCUUCCAGACUCUGACGUGAGAACGAAAUCCACAUUUAUAUUCCACGAUAUCUAAUCUAGUAAUCAUCAUAGAAAUGAUCACUGUAGAUGUUAAAAUCGGGGCUCCAUUUGUGAACUCUUAAAAGGUGUUUUAGCAGAAUAGAAAUGAAUCGAAUAGUCAGACAUGUAUUUAGGUUUAAUGUUCACUUUGAACGAGUCUCUCACUUCCUACUGCACCGCCAUACUUCUACAACAUCACAAAGCAAACAAACUAACUAACCACAGACGUGUUUUUGAAGAAGAAGAAGCGAGGCGGUUGUUUUGUGUACAAAGAAUCUGAACUAAUAGAUGCUUAUUAACGGUAAAAACACAGAAGAUUCAGGAUCAUAUUCAACACUCAUCAUCACAGGAGUUCAUCAGUGAGAGGAAUCAGCAGGUGAACAGUUUAAUCUAAAAUCUGACCGCUGGAUAUUUCCUCAUAUUCCCAUUUUUACCUGACACACAUUCAGUCGGUUGUAAACUCUUUUUUUCCUCUCUUAUUUAUUCUCAUCUCGUCUGUGUAAAAAAGUCAGGCUUAAGUUUGUCGUGUCAUCCCAGAGUCUUAGGAACAUGUUUAAAUAAAACUGAAAUAACAGAGGCAGGAAGAAAUGCUUUAUAAAUAACUGAAACAAUAUGUACUCAAACAAAACAAAAAGAUAUCUGACGAUCUUUUCUUAUUAAACUCCAGAGAGACCCUCGCAUUCACAGCACACCUUAAAAUAGACAUAAGAGCGCUAUAUUUCAGGCUUACUGUCAAAAAGCCAGAUUACAUAAAGCUGCUCUGCCUCUGUGCUGCAGGUAAUGAUACUACGGUAGUGAUGGAGGAUGCCAGCUUUAUUUCACCGAUGACUGAUCAGCCCACUCUGGAGUAAAAUGCAAAUGAGCCUUAAGACUCUAACAGUGGUCAUGUGAUGUUCAGGGAGUCAGUGUUUGUAUGUAUAAGAAGACGUCGCUGGUGUUGUUAAAAUGAUCAGAAGUCCUUCAGCACAGUCCAGUUCAGUCCCCAGGUUUGGACUAAAGGACUGGGGAAAGUUCAACCUCAAAGUUUUCAGCACAAAAUGACUGUUUUUGAAGCUCAGUCUGAACGCAGUGGUGCAGAGAGGUGAAGGCGCAGCAGGCCUGUGGGAAUCAAACCUUAAAGUGACCUCAAAGAGGCACGACUCUACAUCUCUUUGUUCCACUUCAAAUGUUUAGUUUUAGGCAGUGCUUCAUUUGUAAAUCAUAAGGUGCAGGAACGCAAAGUAAGACAGCUCCGGGGUGAGGAGACGGGCACAGGUCCCGGAACAUGUAUAGAAAACGCGAAGGUUCGAUGUCAGGUGGUCGGAUAAUUCUAAUGGUGAGCAACAGCAGGAUGGAGACGGAUAACUUUCUUAACAGCACUUUUACUGUUCAGCCAUCUUGUCAUGACCACAACAUAACCCCAAAACAUCCUGGAUCACAUGUCACACCACUAAUCAAUCAGAGGCUAGGACCUCAAAGUCAAUGUAACUGAACCUCAGAAACACAUUCUGCAUAAUCUGCUCACCCUCACAAACGAACAGCCGAAGAGAAAAGAAUACCAACUUGUAAAUAUGUAAAUAUGAACCUGUCAGCACUCUGUAAACAGUUUUCUGUAUGAAAUCUAUGAACACCAUUUUUUUAGCUUAACUUAAAGACAGUUAACUGUAAUAGUUAACAGAAAUAUAUGAAUUGACUUCACUGUUACAGCUAACAUAUAGGAAACGUGCUGAAAACGACAUGUAAAUGCCCACUCUCCACGCUGUGGGACUUACAAUCCUUAAUUUUAAAUAAUAUCAAUGAUAUAAAUGUCAUGGUGAUCAUUUACCAUUAUUUUAGUCUAUACUCACAACACAGGCAAAUGCCCACAUUACCACAGGUGGAACUUACAGUUUACAGUCAGCAAUUCAUUUAUCAACAGGUCUAACAUUGAAAAAAUAGAGUUAUUGAUAAAUCACACAAAUCCUCCAUUAUUAUUAUUCAAAGUUUGGCACGGCGGCCUGUUAAUAGACAGUUUACUCACCAUGUUUAGUCCAAAACAUCACGACCAUGUCCGGAUUCUCCUCCUCGUCUUUUUUCGGGUUUUACUCCGUGUGUCUGUGGAAGUUCUGGGUCCUUCGGUCACCUCCCGUCCCUCAGUCCUCCCCUCGGUCCUCUCUCCUCUCCUUCUCGAUGUUUCUGCUGAUGUCGCGGUUCCCGCCUCUUUCUCCGGCUGUUGUACCGAGCUAACUGAUGCCAUGUUACCCGCCUGUCGGUGGUCCUCCUGGCUGACUGUUAGCCCUGUAUCUGGCUCCUGCUCCGGCAGGCGGUGGACCUAACCAGCCUCCUGCCCCGGCUUGGUUAGCAGUCGGUGGACCCGGUUAGCUGUAGCAGCGCGAGCCUCCUGCUGUAGCCGGUUUAAACCGGUAACAUGACCGUUAAAGCUACUGCUCUCGUCGCCGCUUGUGGAGGCUUUUCUGACUCGUUUUUAAGUGUCACACAACUCUUCCCUCUUAUUUUUUUGAAAAAAGACGGUAAGUUUAACUGUCUUUUUUACAUGUUUGCAUUGGAAUUGUGACCGUGUUUUCCUCUCUGUUCGUUCCUCAGAUGUGGGUGUGGCGGAUUUCAAAUGUUUUUUUUUUUUGCGUCAGGGGCGUGGUUCUGUGUCGAGGGCGUGGCUUGUUGGCUUGGCUUUUCAGUGCAUCAACAGUUUUCAGACUCUUGCAAAUGAAGUUAAAUCCUAAUAAACGACAUAAAAUUCUUGUAAUUUGUUCUGUAAAUUUAUAAAUGCAUAAUAUUUUUUUUAUUUUAAACAUUUUUACGUAUGUUUUUUUUUAUGUACCGGAACACAGGGAAGCCAAAAUUAUAAAGUGCAGGAUCUUGUUCCAACAGAAUCCAGCUCAAAUUUACAGUGGCUGAGAACCGACACUUCUGCAAAUAAAAAAAGAUGCAAAAAAAAAAAGUUACAACAGAGGUUACCGAUGAUGAAAAAAAAAGGGACCAAAGCCCGCUGCAAAUAAAAAAAAGAAAGAAAGAAACUGCAGAUUUUUAAAAAAGCCCUAACAGAAGUUAAUGACUCACACAAGAAAAAGUUACUUACUGUGAAAAUAAAAGAAUGCAAAUAAAAAAGGCCACAAUAGAAGUGAGCUGCCAGGGACCAAUAACGAAAAAAAGCAAGGGGUCUGCGUACUUAUUUCUAUAAGUAAAGUAACCGAACUGUAAGCAACUGAACUUGGUUCUCCUCUUGUGGGUUUUCUUUUGGGGCGUAGUGGGUUUCCUGUGUUAACCAAAACUAACUAACUUUUUUUUUUUUUUUUAUUGCAUCGGUAACUUCUGUUGUGGCAUCUUUUUUUUGCAUUCUUUGUUUAUUCGCAGCAGUGGCGGUUUUCGUCCACCGUGCAAAUUAGCCCCUAGUUUUAGGGCUGGUGAUGGCCACCUAAAAGGUCUGAGUCGACUAAAGGCUAAAUAGAUGUCCUUAUAGAAAUCAACGCUGCAACAGAUCAAGAUAAAAUCUUCAGACAAGUUACUCAACAUCAGUUUUAUGAAAAUAGCAACAACCAGAGCCCCUCCAGAUAACCUUACAAGUUAAAUAUAUAACAGUGUACUCUGUUUUCUGCCUUUUGAAUCCUGUGAAAGCUGAAAAAAAAAAAAGCAUUUCUGCUCGCUGAGUAAUUCGCUCAAAUCCAUCUUUGCAAAAUGUGUAAUUAUUUCACAUGCAAGAGUAAUAUGACAGGGUUGGCAUGAGAGAGAGAGAGUCAGAUUGAAUAUGCAGCAGUUAGAAAAAAAAGACACGUGAGUCAUGAAGAGCCUGUGGUCAGCAGAGCCAGAGCACAUCCAGACUAACCCCAUUCAGUCACAUUAUCUUACCGCACCAGCAAAGUUUUACAGUUGUUACGGAGGACGAGAACACCACAUAUCCAAACAAUAAAGAGCAUCAUAACUGCAGACUUAGAGCUUAUUGUCUUUGUUGAUUUAGUGCAUUAUUUAAAAGGAGUCUUAAAAUAGUCGCAGACUCUCUUGACUGAAUGACUGAACUUGAAUUAUGAAGCUUUUAUGUCCCUUACUUUAAAAUAGAAUCAGUCUGGAAGUGCUGCAAAGCUAUGACCCACAAAUGCAUGAUUUUAAUGUCGUCAACUUUUAUUUGAUGUAUGCAAACUCUUAUACCAUGAAUACAAAUCAGGCACAUAGGAUAGUGUUCUCCUAAAUAUCAGAAUCAGCUGUUUUAGCAGGUUUGAAGGCCAACGAGCAUUAAACACUGCUGUUAAAAUAAACUGUUAUAUAAAAGCUUACAAAAGGUACAAGCUAUAAUCCCAAGAAUGAUAGAUGUGUGUUGAAAAAUAAACAUUUAUUCAUAAUAUGUGCGUUCAAACAGUGAUUUUCUGUGCUAAUUAGGAAAAACAGGUUCAUGAAACCACCUAAGACACACACCGUUUCAAGAACAAAUGUUUAAAAACUCUGAAGAGGGUUUUGGUGGAUGAAGCCGUCUGAGAGAUAAACACAGAAGGAAACAAAAACCCCUAUAAGAACUUGUCCUGUUUUAGGUUUUCUCUCAAAAGUAGAGUGCGUUAAAAAUAAAAAUACAUACUGUAUAUAUUUUUAUAGUUAAAGUAGGACAGCACACUCUUUCACCUGAGCUGAACCUGAGUACACUCUGUUCAAAUCCCAGGACUCGUCCAUUGAUGACUUCAGUGAUACAGACAGUGAGAGCAACUUCCCUCUGAUGAUCCCUCAGGACUACCUGGGUCUGGCCUUUUUCUCCAUGCUCUGCUGCUUCUGGCCCCUGGGCAUCGCUGCCUUCUACCUAUCACAGAAGGUACAGGGCGCGCACACACACACACACACACACACACACACACACACACACACACACACACACACACACACACACACACACACACACACACACACACACACAGUCCUGAGCUGACUAAAUACAACCUGGCACUGGAGUUCACAGCCAAGGGUGAUUUGUUAACCUCUGCUCUCUGCAGCGUGUUUAGAUUACCAACAGGUCGAGUGUCUUAGAGUUUAGAGUUUAGUCUGGGAGGGAUUACAACUAGAUUUGCAGGAUUAUGUCACCAGAGCUUUAAAACAACGCAGAGCUCAACAGGAGGAAGUUAUGAAGAAGAACAAGUGCAGGGUGGUUUCAUACUUUUAGAUAUUUUCAGGAUGAGAACUCUCUGUAAUGGUCUCUUUGGGUUUCUGUGCUGAAACGUCACCUCAUUGUCUCUGUUUAGUGUCUCAUGUUUAUUCUCUAAUGGUCCCUAUAAUUAAACCGAUCACACCUGAUUUACCAGAUGUUGCAAACAGCUCCAACUAAGACCUUUCUGGGCUGAUAGGUGAUAACUUUCACCUGUGUUUUAAGAAAACAAACAGAUCACAGAGAAAAAGACACAAACUUGCAGAAUAACUGUGUUUUUGACGCUGAAUUUACCAUUUAAACCCUCUUGUUAAUGGAAAAGGGAGCAGUAGAAGGAUAUUAUCCAUAGAAACCUAUGAUUUUAGUGGCCAACGCUACAACAUUAAAUCUUCAAUUUAUGCUUUUUCUGUCUCCAAAUAUUCAAUUUUAUCUGUUUGUUCAGGAAAAGGUUAAAAGAUCUUGAUCUGCACGAUGCAUCUGCUUCUGAGAGUGUUUUUAGACAUCUACUCUGUGAAUGACUGACAUGAAUCCAGAAUAUCAAGAUGCACAAAAGACAGAGAAUCAGACACUCAGUCCUGCAACAUGAUAUCUGAGUUAGUGUGGACAACACGGAGCGAGUCAAAGUAAACUGCAGAAAGUAUCUGAUCAUUCAGUGUUACCUCUGGCAGCGUGGUAAGUCCCCUCACAUCUCCCCCAGCGUUUGCAGGCACCCUUCCAGCGGUGCAGGAAGAAGAAUCCUAUUAAUGCUUUUGCAGAGCGAACGGGCCGCCAGCUGCAGAGGCCUUUUGUUCAGAUCAAUGGCCUUCAUUACGGUUUAAUUAGAGUCAUAACAAGAAGCCCCAAGGUGAUAGAUUUCCUAUAUUGUUGAGUGCUACCUAAAACAGGGGUCAGAGUCAAAGACAAGGACUAGACGGAGAAAGUGAUGAAUGAGACUCGAGUGCUGGGUGUGAUUCUCAGAUGGAACAUAAUACAGGAGGCUUGGAGUGUGAUUGGAAUGAGUGGAAGAGGGACGAGGAGGCCACGCAGGACGUUGACAAAUGAUGAUGAAUGUCCUUCUCCUCCAAUCCUUAUCUCACUGUCCUCUCUCCUCCCAUUCUCAGACCAACAAGGCGUCGGCUCAGGGGGAUUUUCAGGGGGCCAACGCCGCGUCUCGCCAGGCUCUGUGGCUCUCGGUGCUCUCCAUCGUGUUCGGGAUCAUAACGUACAUCUGUGCCAUCGCUGCGUUGAUUUCCUACCUGUCUGGGAAACCGCCAUAA
This is a messenger RNA of Xyrichtys novacula (pearly razorfish), 6809 nucleotides long. The record is from the annotation of a GenBank genome assembly. Lineage: Eukaryota; Metazoa; Chordata; Actinopteri; Labriformes; Labridae.